CAUUUUCCCAUUGUUCUGGCCACCAGUGGGAAUUGAAUUCAAGGAAAGAAAAGCUGAUGCGAUGCUCUCAAUGCCGUGUUGCCAAAUACUGCAGUGCCAAGUGUCAGAAGAAAGCUUGGCAGGACCACAAGCGAGAAUGCAAAUGUCUUAAGAGCUGCAAACCCAGGUAUCCUCCUGACUCCGUGAGACUUCUUGGCAGAGUUAUCUUCAAACUUAUGGAAGAGAAACCCUCAGAGUCAGAGAGGCUCUACACAUUUUAUGACCUGGAGUCAAAUAUUACUAAACUGACUGAAGAUAAGAAAGAGGGCCUCAGGCAACUCGCAAUGACAUUUCAACAUUUCAUGAGAGAAGAAAUACAGGAUGCUUCUCAACUGCCACCGUCUUUUGACGUUUUCGAAGCCUUCGCAAAAGUGAUCUGCAACUCGUUCACCAUCUGUAACGCAGAGAUGCAGGAGGUUGGCGUUGGCCUGUACCCCAGUGUGUCUUUGCUCAAUCACAGCUGUGACCCCAACUGUUCCAUUGUGUUCAAUGGCCCCCACCUCUUACUGCGCGCUGUCCGAGAAAUUGAGGCGGGAGACGAGCUCACCAUCUGCUACCUGGACAUGCUGAUGACCAGUGAUGAACGCCAGAAACAGCUGAAGGACCAGUACUGCUUUGAGUGCGACUGUCUGCGCUGCCAAACCCAAGACAAGGAUGCUGACAUGCUAACUGGUGAUGAGCGAGUAUGGAAGGAGGUUCAAGAGUCGCUGAAAACAAUCGAAGAGCUGAAGGCACGCUGGAAGUGGGAACAGGUCCUGGCCAUGUGCCAGACCAUCAUCAACAGCAACUCCGAGCGGCUCCCCGAUAUCAACAUCUACCAGCUGAAGGUGCUCGACUGUGCCAUGGAUGCCUGCAUCAACCUGGGCCUGCUGGAGGAGGCCCUGUUCUACGGCGUGCGCACCAUGGAGCCGUACCGGAUUUUCUUCCCGGGAAGCCAUCCCGUCAGAGGUGUGCAAGUCAUGAAAGUUGGCAAGCUGCAGCUACAUCAGGGCAUGUUUCCCCAGGCCAUGAAGAACCUGAGACUGGCUUUCGAUAUUAUGCGAGUGACGCAUGGAAGAGAACACAGCCUGAUUGAAGAUUUGAUUCUUCUCUUGGAAGAAUGUGAUGCCAACAUGAGAGCUUCCUAAGGAAAUCCGGAGGGGGCGCGACGCCCUUCCACUGAAUGCCUUCUCAAGGCCACACGCUCUGUGCUGGGCUGGGCUGUGCGGCUCUCCCUGUUGAAAUGCUGGUCUGUGUUUAUGUCGGUAAAUGAAGGCAGGCAUGGGUUUGUCAGCCAGAAGAAUCAUUAAUUGUAGAGAAGCACAGAUACAAUAAAAAAAAUUAGUUAAAAAUA
This is a messenger RNA of Jaculus jaculus (lesser Egyptian jerboa), 1372 nucleotides long. RefSeq names its product SET and MYND domain containing 3 (gene Smyd3). The record is from RefSeq and is a predicted model, not a curated record. Bases 57 to 1166 code for a protein of 369 amino acids. Gene Ontology annotation, molecular function: protein binding; histone methyltransferase activity. Gene Ontology annotation, cellular component: nucleus. NCBI's taxonomy places the organism in Eukaryota, Metazoa, Chordata, Mammalia, Rodentia, Dipodidae. The transcript has 12 exons.